Molecule: messenger RNA, 555 nt
Organism: Hyaloperonospora brassicae
Lineage: Eukaryota; Oomycota; Peronosporomycetes; Peronosporales; Peronosporaceae
Source: the annotation of a GenBank genome assembly
AUGGCGUCCCACAGCACGAGGUGCCCGACGCUGGCGCCGCGCGUGACUGACCUCUACGGCGCCUGUGGCAGCGUUUACCGCGUAGGAGAGGCAGAAGCUUAUGCUCAAGCUCUGGACGACCUCGAACGUGAGGAAAGAGCGCUGGAAAACAUGGUACAGGAGCUGGUGCAUCGUCGAGCACCGGUGCCGAUCGGCGUGAAGUUCCACCGCGAGCGCGUUGGCGUUACUUUACAGCAAGAAGUAGCAGCAAGGGUGAAAGGCGUGCAAGAGAGCGAAGUGUCUUCUCGAGGUCGAGAGGUUUCGUCUGUGGGGUCGAGCUCUUCUGAUGAAGAAGAAGACGGAGAAGACGAAGACGGAGAAGAUGUGGACAACGACGAUGACGAGCUGAUGGACGAUGAGGAUGAGCGAGGAGAGGGCGACACGUCAACGAGAGCGACAAUUGUUCGAGGUGAAGGGCCGCAACGUGGCGGGUACUUGUUUGCACGCGAUUCGUUCGAGGCGGGCGACGACUCGAUGGAGAUGGAGGAGCCGUUGCGUCCAAGUGAUUGGCCCUAA